AUGACCUCGAUACUAACGAAGCUCGCGAUCUGGCUCUGGGGACCAGAUAGUAAGGAUCGAGCUUUGCUAGCAAAACUCGAUGUCACCCUACUUCCCUACUUCUCUUUGAUAUGGUUUCUAUUCGGCGUCACAAGGGCCAGCUAUUCUUCAGCCUAUAUCAGCGGUAUGAAAGAGGCACUCGGUUUCCAGGGAAAGGAAUACAACUACAUGAGCACCGCGUAUUUGGUGGUCUAUGCCGUUUGCCAAAUGCCAGGAACCAGUCUUUUGACUAUCGUGCGGCCAAAAUACGUUGUGGGUGCCCAUUUCAUUCUCGGUUCCUGGUAUAAGAGAUCUGAGCUCGGUAUAAGGGCUGCAGUAUUCUGCGUCUUUGGUCAUAUAGGGACGAUGGCUGGUGGCUGGAUCCAAGCUGGAUUGCUAGCAUCAUUGGCAGACAAGGGUGGUCUUCCUGCCUGGAAAUGGAUAUUCAUUAUUGUUUCUGUGAUGACUAUCCCCGUUGCAUUAUUCGGUACGCUCUCAACCCCGUUCGUCUAA
Molecule: messenger RNA, 531 nt
Organism: Penicillium cosmopolitanum
Lineage: Eukaryota; Fungi; Ascomycota; Eurotiomycetes; Eurotiales; Aspergillaceae
Product: pantothenate transporter
Exons: 2
Coding region: 1-531 (176 amino acids)
Biological process (GO): pantothenate import across plasma membrane
Cellular component (GO): plasma membrane
Molecular function (GO): pantothenate transmembrane transporter activity
Source: RefSeq, a predicted model, not a curated record